This is a messenger RNA of Eremothecium gossypii ATCC 10895, 1743 nucleotides long. RefSeq names its product Hop1p (gene HOP1). The coding region runs from base 1 to 1743 and encodes 580 amino acids. The record is from RefSeq and is marked provisional. NCBI's taxonomy places the organism in Eukaryota, Fungi, Ascomycota, Saccharomycetes, Saccharomycetales, Saccharomycetaceae. Gene Ontology annotation, biological process: homologous chromosome pairing at meiosis; synaptonemal complex assembly; meiotic recombination checkpoint signaling. Gene Ontology annotation, cellular component: nucleus. Gene Ontology annotation, molecular function: four-way junction DNA binding. The transcript has a single exon.
AUGUCGACAAUACAACAAGUAAAACAGCUAACGAAGACCAAAACUGCCAUAACUACCGAGCAAUCGCAGAAGCUCAUCCAGACGAUGCUGACAAUGUCAUUUGGCUGCCUAGCAUUUCUGAGAGGGCUAUUUCCAGAUGAUUCAUUCAUUGAUCAGAAGUUUGUACCUGAAAAAUGCAACAAAUCAUACGAUAAGGAGAAUACGCCGAGCAUUCGAAUUAAGACGCUGGUGCGGGGACGAUCCGAGGAGGCAGAUAUGUUUCUAGACUGGGUUGAAAAGGGCGUGUUCACAGCUAUUCGCUUGCGCUACCUCAAGGCCAUCUUGCUUGGGAUAUUUACCGACAAAAACAAUCCGCACGAUCUGCUGGAGAGCUAUGUGUUUUCUCUAGAAUACCCCACCUCCAACACAGUCACACUUAGAAUAAACGGCCAAGAGGAGGCUAUUUCGCUGCUGGACAGCAGAAAGAUGAUGCAGCAACUAAUGCGGCGCUUCAUAAUAAUCACUCAGUCCCUCGAUCCUCUACCAAAAGAGCGCUACUUGAGCAUGCGCCUCUUGUUCAAUGAGAAUGCACCACCGGAUUACCAGCCUCAGUUUUUCCGGGAUGCAUCGAUGGAGCCCAAGACCACUAUUAAAGUUCCUGACCACAUGGAUAUGGAUGCGGUGUCUGUUGGUUGCCUCGACACCCACCAUCAUACAAUGGCAAUCAAAGUUUUAUCGUUAGUAGAUGUCGAUGCGCAGGCUAGGGAAGAGCCAAAUGCAAGGGCCAUCGACCCAUUCGAAUUGGUUAACCAACCUGUAGAGCUAAAGGUAGAUUCGAUUGGACAGUCUAAAUACAACAGCCAGACCACAAAUAUGCUACAGGACUACCUGCGGUCCUCUCCUGACAACGUGUGUCCAACACAAGCACUGGAUAAAGAAGACGAGUCCCAACAGCUCUCGCCAGAGGGCCAAGAGAGUUGUGAAUGCGGCAUGUCUUGUUCAGUCAGUUUCAAGAUUGAGUGUGACACUUGCAAGAGACAGCUUCACGGCUUAUGCUACGGAAAUUCUCGUUCGAAUGUUGUUCAGCAGUGUAUUACUUGCAUUGUAGCGGAGGAGCUCAACUUAGAUCCGACAACAAAGGAAUUUCAGAUGAUGAUGGUUCUACGGAAGGCAUAUCGUUAUCUAAAGGAUAAUCUUAAUUCCUGUACCUCGACUUCUUUUCUACAAGAGACGCUGUUCGAUGGGAACAAUAGUGACACUACCACAAACAUGUUAGCCGAAGCGCUUUCAAUCUUUAUCCAAGACAAGGUCAUAGUACUUGACCAAGAGCGCAAGAGGAACGCAAAGGGGCAAUUUACGAAGGACUCUGUGUUCGUUGAUGUGGACCACCAAUCAGUAUUUACUCCAGAUGGUUUGCUGCAUCCAGGCAGGUAUGCAAUGACAUUUAUUCCCAACUCCAAGAAUGCCCAAAAAUGCUAUACAGAGCUAUGCCCGGCAUCCGCUGCACAAGUAACAGCCUGGACUUCUGCGGUAAGAAGGUCUCUUGCCCACCUCAACAGAACUAAGCGACAUGUGAAUAGCAGCUCGUCUUCGAUAAACUUGAGCUCCUUAGCAAUUGACGAGGAGACUCUAAACCCAAUUCCGAGAGGAAAGCGUAAGAAUAUCCGCCUCGAAGAUGAAAGCGUAGAGAAUUAUCCAGAUAGCUUGCCAAAUAAGGUUAGGAAAAUAAGCGUUUCGAAGAAAACUUUGAAGAGUGCUUGGUGA